Messenger RNA from Humulus lupulus (European hop), 1402 nucleotides. RefSeq names its product purple acid phosphatase 7-like. Gene Ontology annotation, molecular function: ferric iron binding; ferrous iron binding; acid phosphatase activity. NCBI's taxonomy places the organism in Eukaryota, Viridiplantae, Streptophyta, Magnoliopsida, Rosales, Cannabaceae. The transcript has 7 exons. The record is from RefSeq and is a predicted model, not a curated record. The coding region runs from base 180 to 1175 and encodes 331 amino acids.
AUUCAAAACUGUCUUAGAGCUUGGUUUUAUUCAUUUCAUGUAUUAGAAACAAAUUAAAAUCACUCUCUCUUGCCCAUAUUAUAUAAAAUCAAAUUUAUCUGAGUCUCGUUUUGCUACAUGCAAUAACAACUAAUAACACAUACUAUUAAUCCAUAUAUAUUUAUAUAUAUAUAUCAUCCAUGGCGGCUUCUAGGACCAUUAUAGUAGUUUUCUUCUUUACAGCUCUUUCGUUCAUAAAUGUCAUGAGUGGCGCUGAACUUCAAUAUCUCCGACACCCGGCGGCGAAACCAGCUGAUAGGUCGCUCAAUUUCUUGGUGGUCGGCGACUGGGGACGACGGGGCUUCUACAACCAGUCCCAAGUCGCCCAUCAGAUGGGCAUAAUUGGAGAGAAACUAGACAUUGAGUUUGUGAUCUCCACGGGUGACAAUUUUUAUGAAGAUGGUUUGACUGGUGUGAAUGACCCUGCAUUUUAUGAGUCAUUUUCCAAUAUCUUCACAGCUCCAAGUUUGCAGAAGCAAUGGUACAUUGUUUUGGGGAACCAUGACUAUCGUGGGGAUACAUUAGCACAAUUGAGUCCUGAUCUCAAGAAAAAAGAUAGAAGAUGGCUCUGCUUAAGGUCUUUCAUUGUAAAUGCAGAAAUUGUGGAAUUUUUCUUUGUAGACACAACUCCAUUUGUGGACAAGUAUUUCACCAACCCAGAGGACCAUACAUAUGACUGGAGAGGAGUGUUACCAAGGAACCGUUAUCUCUCAAAGCUAUUGAAGAAGUUGGAUUCAGCACUGAAGCAUUCAACCGCAAAAUGGAAAAUUGUGGUUGGUCACCAUACAAUCAAAAGCGCUGGACACCAUGGAAAUACCGAAGAGCUUGAAUCACAACUCCUCCCAAUACUUGAGGCAAACAAUGUUGAUUUCUAUGUCAAUGGCCAUGACCAUUGCUUAGAGCACAUAGUUGACAAUAAAAGCCAAAUCCAGUUCAUGACAAGUGGAGGUGGCUCCAAGGCAUGGGGAGGAGACGAAAAAAAGUGGAACCCAGAGGAGCUCAAGCUGUACUAUGAUGGGCAAGGUUUCAUGUCAAUGGAAAUAACUGAGACAGCGGCCACCUUUUCAUUCUACGAUGUCUUUGGUAAUGUCUUACACCAAGAGAGCAUCUACAAAAAUUUGGACUCAUCCAUGUAGAGAAAUCUCUCUCUGAUUACUAAAUGGCGGUUUAUAUAGUUGUUCAGAUGGAGAUAGAGGAAGAAUAAUGUGAUUAUUACAAAUAAAGGUGGAAGGUGAUGACUAUUAGAUAUAGUCCUUUCAAAUUUCUGCUUGUAAGUCUAAGAUAAUGCCAAGUAGUUAUUACUCUUAAUGGAAAAUAUACAUAUUUAUAGCUUAAUCUAUCAUUAACAUCCACAUUCCCCCAA